AUGGGGGAAUUAUCAUCGUCAUGUUUAGGACAAAUUCGCGCUGUGCUGUUUGAUAUGGAUGGCCUCCUGAUUGACAGUGAGCGCAUCUAUACAGAAGUAGUAAACGAAAUCCUUAAACCGUUUGGUAGGCAACAAACAUGGGACAUAAAGGCAAAGCUCAUGGGUAAGCCGGAACGAGAUGCGACACUCGUACUAUUGUCCAGUCUAUGGCCUCCCAACCAAGAAGACCCAGAAGACGUGAAACGUGGCUUCGGGUCCGACUGUCCAUUUGCCAUUGAUGAGUUCCUUAGGAAGCGAAACGAACUUCUGUUACCAGCCUUCCGCAACGUCCAACCGAUGCCUGGAGCUGUACGCUUGAUCCAGCAUCUUUCAAAGCACAACAUUCCAAUUUGUGUUGCUACUGGCAGUCGUCGGCAUAAUUUUGAAAUCAAAUCCGGUGCGAAUCCCAAUUUAUUUGAACCAUUUAACAAUCGAGUCGUGUGUGGUGAUGAUGAAAUGAUCGGACGCGGGAAGCCAUAUCCCGAUAUAUUUUUAAAUGCUGUUAAGCAUGGGCUCGGAUGGCAAUUCUCUGAUGAGGGUCGCGCUAUCUUGGAAAAGAUCCGCGACCCUGGAGCUGAAUUUGAUGGGAAGCUUGGUGGUGUAGAAGGCGAAAUUCUUGUAUUUGAAGAUGCAUUAGUACGUGAAUGCAAUGGCAAAUUGACCCUCUCUUUCGCCCGUCACCAUACUAACCAUGAUCACUCAGCCCGGGGUCCAAGCUGGUCUCUCGGCUGGCAUGAAGGCUGCGAGCCGUGGCGGAUCAAGGCCCGCCCAUAG
This is a messenger RNA of Malassezia globosa CBS 7966, 813 nucleotides long. RefSeq lists its product as uncharacterized. Bases 1 to 813 code for a protein of 270 amino acids. Gene Ontology annotation, molecular function: phosphatase activity. NCBI's taxonomy places the organism in Eukaryota, Fungi, Basidiomycota, Malasseziomycetes, Malasseziales, Malasseziaceae. The transcript is spliced from 5 exons. The record is from RefSeq and is a predicted model, not a curated record.